AUGUAUUCAUGUAAGCGUGAUUCUGAUACCAUUGGAGCUAGAGGAGUAAUUCGUGAUGACAUAACGGAUUGGACUAGUGGUUUUGUGGCUAAUCUUGGAAAAUGUCAAAUCCUAGAAACUGAAGUAUGGGGACUUUUUUUUAGUGUUGAAGCUGUUGUCUUUGAUGAUAUCUCUGGCUGGGUAGGGGCUACUUUGACUGAUGAUAUGUUAAGAGUUCAUAGAACUCGUACUUGUUCUUUAAAAGAAGAAAAAACAAUGGAAGAAAACAGAAGUGGAGGUCAUCCCUCCAAAACUGUAAAAUUGAAGUAA
Molecule: messenger RNA, 309 nt
Organism: Prunus armeniaca (apricot)
Lineage: Eukaryota; Viridiplantae; Streptophyta; Magnoliopsida; Rosales; Rosaceae
Source: the annotation of a GenBank genome assembly